AAACAGUCAUGUGCAUAGUUUAGCAAGGCCUGAUGCCUCUGGAGCUUUUUCCCUUUAGAGCACCAUUGAAUCCCAGUCCUAACAGAAGUACUGCGAAUCUUGUGGCCUCAUUUUGAACAAAAGGGAUUAGGGAAGAAAAAUCUCUUGAUAUAAGGCUUGAAAGCAAGGGCAGGCAAUCUUGGUUGUGAAUAUUUUCUGAUUUUUCCAGAAAUCAAGCAGAAGAUUGAGCUGCUGAUGUCAGUUAACUCUGAGAAGUCGUCCUCUUCAGAAAGGCCGGAGCCUCAGCAGAAAGCUCCCUUGGUUCCUCCACCCCCGCCCCCUCCACCGCCGCCGCCUCUGGCAGACCCUGCGCCCCCGGAGCCAGAGGAGGAGAUCCUGGGGUCAGACGAUGAGGAGCAGGAGGACCCCGCAGACUACUGCAAAGGUGGCUAUCAUCCAGUGAAAAUUGGAGACCUCUUCAAUGGCCGGUAUCAUGUUAUUAGGAAGCUAGGAUGGGGACACUUCUCUACUGUCUGGCUGUGCUGGGAUAUGCAGGGAAAAAGAUUUGUUGCAAUGAAAGUUGUAAAAAGUGCCCAGCAUUAUACAGAGACAGCCUUGGAUGAAAUAAAAUUGCUCAAAUGUGUUCGAGAAAGUGAUCCCACUGACCCAAAUAAAGACAUGGUGGUACAGCUAAUCGAUGACUUCAAAAUUUCAGGCAUGAAUGGAAUACAUGUCUGCAUGGUCUUUGAAGUGCUUGGCCACCAUCUCCUCAAGUGGAUCAUAAAAUCCAACUACCAAGGCCUCCCAGUACGUUGUGUGAAGAGCAUUAUUCGACAGGUCCUUCAGGGGUUAGACUAUCUACACAGUAAGUGCAAGAUCAUUCAUACUGACAUAAAGCCGGAAAACAUCUUGAUGUGCGUGGACGAUGCAUAUGUGAGAAGGAUGGCAGCCGAGGCCACCGAGUGGCAGAAAGCGGGCGCUCCUCCUCCUUCGGGGUCUGCAGUGAGUACUGCUCCACAGCAAAAACCUAUAGGAAAAAUAUCUAAAAACAAAAAGAAAAAACUGAAAAAGAAGCAGAAAAGGCAGGCUGAGUUAUUGGAAAAGCGCCUGCAGGAAAUAGAAGAAUUGGAGCGAGAAGCUGAAAGGAAAAUAAUAGAAGAAAACGUCACAUCAGCUGUACCUUCCAAUGAGCAAGAUGAUGAAUACCACCCAGAGGUGAAACUAAAAACAGCAGGAUUAGAGGAGGCAGCCGAGGGUGAGACUGCGAAUGACAAUGGCGAAGCUGAGGACCAGGAGGAGAAAGAAGACACUGAGAAAGAAAACACCGAGAAAGACGAAGACGAUGUUGAGCAGGAACUCGCGAACGAAGACCCUACUUGGAUGGAAUCACCCAAAACCAAUGGCCAUAUUGAGAAUGGCCCAUUCUUACUGGAACAGCAGCUGGACGAUGAAGACGAUGAUGAGGAAGAUUGCCCAAAUCCCGAGGAAUAUAACCUCGAUGAGCCAAACGCAGAAAGCGAUUACACAUAUAGCAGCUCCUACGAACAAUUCAAUGGUGAAUUGCCAAAUGGACGACAUAAAAUUCCUGAGUCCCAGUUUCCAGAGUUUUCCACAUCGUUGUUCUCUGGGCCCUUAGAACCUGUGGCUUGUGGCUCUGCACUUUCUGAGGGAUCCCCGCUUACCGAGCAUGAGGAAAGCAGUCCAUCCCAUGACAGAAGCAGGACGGUUUCAGCCUCCAGCACUGGGGAUUUGCCAAAAACAAAAACCCGGGCAGCCGACCUGUUGGUGAAUCCCCUGGACCCACGGAAUGCAGAUAAAAUUAGAGUUAAAAUUGCCGACCUGGGAAACGCUUGUUGGGUGCAUAAACACUUCACAGAAGACAUCCAGACGCGUCAGUAUAGAUCCAUAGAGGUUUUAAUAGGAGCAGGUUACAGUACCCCUGCUGACAUUUGGAGUACGGCGUGUAUGGCAUUUGAGCUGGCAACGGGAGAUUAUUUGUUUGAACCGCAUUCUGGGGAAGACUAUUCCAGAGACGAAGACCACAUAGCCCACAUCAUAGAGCUGCUAGGCAGUAUCCCAAGGCACUUUGCUCUGUCUGGAAAAUAUUCUCGGGAAUUCUUCAAUCGCAGAGGAGAGCUGCGGCACAUCACCAAGCUGAAGCCCUGGAGCCUCUUUGAUGUACUUGUGGAAAAGUAUGGUUGGCCCCAUGAAGAUGCUGCACAGUUUACAGAUUUCCUGAUCCCAAUGUUAGAAAUGGUUCCAGAAAAACGAGCCUCAGCUGGCGAAUGCCUUCGGCAUCCUUGGUUGAAUUCUUAGCAGAUUCUGCACACACGCAUUCUGAGCUGGCACAUGUUGUCCAGCGCAUUGGCCCUAAAGGGGGACUCUCGUUCUUAACAGGAUUACAAGUGAGCUGGCUUCAUCCUCAGACCUUUUAUUUUGCUUUGAGGUACUGUCGUUUGACAUUUUGCUUUUUUGUGCCCUGUGGUCCUGGGGAAGGGCAGUCUUUUGUCUUCAGCUUAGUAGUUACUGACCCACUUUACUUCUGGAAACAAUAACAUGUCUCUAAGCAUUGUUUCUUGUGUUGUGUGACAUUCAAAUGUCAAUUUUUUUUUGAACGAAAAAUACUUUCCUCCUUGUGUUUUGGCAGGUUUUGUAACUAUUUAUGAAGAAAUAUUUUAGCUGAGUACUAUAUAAUUUACAAUCUUAAGAAAUUAUCAAGUUGGAACCAAGAAAUAGCAAGGAAAUGUACAAUUUGAUCUUCUGGCAAAGGGACAUCAUUCCUGUAUUAUAGUGUAUGUAAAUGCACCCUGUAAAUGUUAAUUUCCAUUAAAUAUGGGAUGGGGACUCAAAUUUCAGAAAAGCUACCCAGUCUUGAGUGCUUUGUAGCCUAAGUUGCAUGUAAUGGACUUUAACUACUCCAAGGAGUUGCGCAAACUUUUCAUUCCGUGACAGUCCUUUUGCAUUGGAUUUUAAACAACUGGCUCUGGGUUAUAUCAUUCCCUAUAUGGCACUUUAUACAAAGAAAAGACAUGCUUCUCAUUCUAAAAUACGUAUUAUAGUUUAGCACUCCCAUUCAUAUUUUUGCAUUUUUUAAAUUAAAGGUACUUUUAAGGAAAAAGAGCAAUUUCCCUUUAAAAAUGUGGUAGCCUGAUACCAUGUGGUGUUGCCUCCUCCAAGCCCUGUAAGUUAAACUCUACAUAGAUUAAAUUGGACAAGAGAAACAUGUUCAGUGUGUGGAGUGAAAAAAUAUAUAUUUUUGGAAAAGCUUGCUCGUGUUUGUCUAGAACCAAGGUAUGAUAUGUACAAUUUGCAGUGCAGUGGGCAGAAUACUAACAUCUCAGAGGUAACAGGGAUUGCAUUCAUUCCAGAGACGGUUUCGUGUGUGGCUACAACACAUUUUACUAGCUUUUUCAUUGUCUUUCCAUGCGUUGAAGUUGAGAAAAUGAUUUUUUCCCUUUGCAGAUUGCGCACAAUUUUGUUUAUGCAUUUCCUUAAAACUGUAGAAUCCAGAACACAAACCAUAGUAGGCAAUACAAUUUUAGAAUGUAAUAUAUAGAGGUACAUUUAGCCUCUUUUAGAAAUCAGUGGAUUGAAUUUUUUUGUUUGUUUUACAUUCCUCAAGGUGCCUCGUUUUUCUUGACUUUGUCCAUUAACAUUUAUCCAUAUGCCUUUGCAAUAACUAGAUUGUGAAAAGUUAACAAGUGUUGUAACAAUAAUCCAUUGUUUGAGGUGCUUGCAGUUGUCUUAAAAAUUAAAGUGUUUUGGGUUUCUUUUCCAGA
Molecule: messenger RNA, 3758 nt
Organism: Lipotes vexillifer (Yangtze River dolphin)
Lineage: Eukaryota; Metazoa; Chordata; Mammalia; Artiodactyla; Lipotidae
Gene: SRPK2
Product: SRSF protein kinase 2
Exons: 15
Coding region: 235-2295 (686 amino acids)
Biological process (GO): spliceosomal complex assembly; intracellular signal transduction; regulation of mRNA processing
Cellular component (GO): cytoplasm; nucleus
Molecular function (GO): protein serine/threonine kinase activity; ATP binding
Source: RefSeq, a predicted model, not a curated record